UUAUCGUGACACAUUCUAUAGAAGAAUCACUCAAAUUAUUUUGGAACAAAUGUAUAAUACGUCAAUCGGAUCAUGUCGGCAUCGAAGAAGGCAUCUAGAAGAAUUAUUGACAAUUCUGGCAAUUUUAAAGGCUUUUUCAUCGUAAACUUUCUUUAGAAAUUCUAUUUAGUUUUCGGGUAGAAAAAUCGAUUUUUCAGCAGUAAAACUCUGAAGAACAAUGAGUAAUUCUUUUAAAGGAGCCUUACCGAAAGAUAAAAACAACGCACGUUCUCCGGCAGUAAAUUUAUCGCGACGAGCCAGCCUCGAUGAUUCAAGAACUGCGCCUGGAACUGCCGACAUUUCAGAUGAAGGACGUAGUAGUACAAGCAGCAUGUUAGGAGACGAAACCAGUGCUAUGAGAAGAGAUGUGGAUGAAGUCAGGACAGCAAUGUUUACCGACGAUGUCAGUUCUGGUUAUGAAUUGGCUCCAAAACCUAAAAUGCCAUGCAUUCCUAUGUUUACAGAGAACGCAUCUAUAAGAACUGUUCGUUCGCUACUCCUCGAUGAUCAUAAUGGGGCUGAAAUUGUGUACAAGGGUCGAGAAAUUGAGGAUAGCUCAAUUUCAGUGCUUUUCGUCGGAUCUAGUAGUCGCAUAGAUUUGCACAGUUGUAAACCGGUGAAUUGAGUAUUGAUUGCUUGGAGGCGUAGUGCAUUCUAUAUGGGACAAGUAAGAGAAAAUAAAAUAUGGUCGGUCCUCGCUAGGUGGCAAAGCGGAUUCAAAGGCACACAAUAUUUUGUCGACAUCCAAAAUUGCAAGUGCAGCAGAUAAAUUUUUCAAUUGAAAAUGAACAGAGGAUAAUGACUGCAAAAUCCUAAAAAGCAAAAGUAAUUAUUUUAUUUACUCGAGAUAUUAGUUGUAUCUGCCAAAUAAAGACAAAAUCCGA
Messenger RNA from Hermetia illucens (black soldier fly), 923 nucleotides. RefSeq lists its product as uncharacterized. The record is from RefSeq and is a predicted model, not a curated record. Lineage: Eukaryota; Metazoa; Arthropoda; Insecta; Diptera; Stratiomyidae. The transcript is spliced from 2 exons. Bases 218 to 664 code for a protein of 148 amino acids.